GCGGGCUAUGCGCUGCGGUGCCAGGCUGGAGCUCCGCGUGGGGCUGGGACCUCCGGACACCGCCACGGCCGCGCCAUCGGGUCCCAACGGCAAAGCGGGUGGCUUGAAGCCAUAUAUUUUAUCGCCUUCAUGGAGAUCAGUAAAGAUAUUACAAACCAAGAAGAACUUUGGAAAAUGAAUUCUAAGAGAAAUCUAGAAGAUGACAAUUAUUCGACUAAGGACAUAGGAGAGACUAGCAUGCUGAAAAGACCUGGGCCCUUGCCUUUGCAGCACACAGCCCACUAUGAUGCAUUUGACUGCCCCUCAGAGUUCCAGCGCACACAGGAGCUCUUUCCAAAUUGGCGCUUGCCAAUGAAAAUAGCUGCUAUAGUAUCAUCUCUGACUUUCCUGUACACUCUCCUGAGGGAAAUCAUUUUCCCUUUAGUAACUUCCCAUCAAUUGUAUUUUUAUAAAAUUCCAAUUCUGGUCAUCAACAAAGUCUUGCCAAUGGUCUCCAUUACCCUCUUGGCACUGGUGUAUUUGCCAGGAGUGAUCGCAGCAGUUGUACAGCUUCAGAAUGGAACCAAGUAUAAGAAAUUCCCACCGUGGUUAGACAGGUGGAUGCUGACAAGGAAGCAGUUUGGGCUCCUCAGUUUCUUUUUUGCUGUGCUACAUGCAGUUUAUAGUCUGUCUUAUCCAAUGAGGCGAUCCUACAGAUACAAGUUGCUAAACUGGGCAUACCAACAGGUCCAACAAAACAAAACAGAUGCUUGGAUUGAACAUGACGUUUGGAGAAUGGAAAUUUAUGUGUCCCUGGGGAUUAUAGGACUUGCCAUACUGGCCCUCUUGGCUGUGACAUCUAUUCCCUCUGUGAGUGACUCUCUGACAUGGAGAGAAUUUCAGUAUAUUCAGAGCAAGCUAGGAAUCAUGUCCCUUCUUCUGGGUACAGUGCACGCUUUGAUUUUUGCCUGGAAUAAAUGGGUAGAUAUCAAACAAUUUGUAUGGUGUAUGCCUCCGACUUUCAUGAUAGCUAUUUUCCUUCCAAUUGUUGUCCUGGUAUGUAAAAUCAUACUGCUCCUGCCCUGCUUGAGGAAGAGGAUACUGAAGAUUAGAUGUGGUUGGGAAGAUGUCAGCAAAAUAAACAAAACUGAGAUGUCCUCCCAGUUGUAGAAUUGUUUCCACACAUUUGUGCAAUGUUGAUAUGUUUUAUCAUAAACCGUUAAAAUUUGUAAUUGUUAAUAAAGUGACUACUUCAAGAUC
Molecule: messenger RNA, 1239 nt
Organism: Nannospalax galili (Upper Galilee mountains blind mole rat)
Lineage: Eukaryota; Metazoa; Chordata; Mammalia; Rodentia; Spalacidae
Gene: Steap1
Product: STEAP family member 1
Exons: 5
Coding region: 130-1149 (339 amino acids)
Cellular component (GO): endosome; plasma membrane
Source: RefSeq, a predicted model, not a curated record